AGUUGUUGAAGCAGCGAAUGGUUGAAGAAGGAGAACCGAUUGUGUCUGUGUUGUUUGCUGGAAGAGAUUUUUUUUUAAUCCGCGAUUUUCCUUUACCAAACUGUUAUUUGUUCGAUUUUUGUUAAUCGAUAGUUUAUCGCUAGUGCUCAACCGGCCGGUGUACAUCGGAAAACAAAUUUACUGACGCCUCCGUGAGUGCGACGGAACGAAUUCUCUUUUUUAAUGGGGCGUAGUUGAUCUUCCUCUGUGACAUUUUAGCAUUUUAUCGACGCUUUCCGGGUUCUUUAUCGACCGGCCAUUAUUCCGGAUUAGACCAAAAUAAGAUUGGAUAAAUUUGUAUUACCGAAAUGACUGACACUAGUACGGCGGACGAGCUGCCGCCACAAACCAACGGCAUCAACAAUGGGAUUUUGGACGAAGACGAACAGGAACGUAUGCGUAUCCGUCCAGUGGAGAUUGACGCUGAUGUGCGUGAAAUGGAACGAAGAAAACGAGUCGAGAAUAUUAUGAAUAGCAGACUUUUUAGAGAGGAAUUGGAAAGGAUAAUAGAAACACAAAUGAGGGAUGGUUCAGGCGCUAGCGCUACAGGGCUACUGCAACAGAUCUCGGAUAUGGUCGGAGUGAGCAAGCAAGCUGGCAACGUUUUUAAAAAUUCCAAUUGUGUGAUACCAAUUAAUGACAUUCGAGGUAUCGAGUCUAUGGGUUAUGCCAAAGGCGAAAAGAUCCUCCGAUGCAAAUUGGCAGCUGUUUUUAGACUAAUCGAUUUAUACGGCUGGACUCAAAGUCCUAGCGCUUUAAUCACAGCCAGAUUGAAUCAGGAAGACGAACAGUUCCUGGUCAAUCCGUACGGAAUGCUUUUCCAUGAAGUAACAGCGUCCAGCUUGAUUAAAGUUGACAUGCAAGGCGCAGUUCUGGAACAAGGCACCACCAAUUUUUCCGUUAACGUGACAGCUUUUUCGUUGCACGCAGCCGUACACGCAGCGCGGCCGGACUUGCGCUGUAUCAUUCAUGUACGUACACCCUCUGUAGUAGCUGUUUCAGCAUUGAAGCACGGGCUAUUGCCUCUGAGUCAAGAAAGUGUUGUGGUGGGGGAAGCCAGUAUUCAUGUUUAUUUGGCUGGUUUGUUGGAUGCCGACGAAAAGGACAAAUUGGCUAGGAACUUGGGGCCUGUCAAUAAAGUGCUGUUGUUGACCAAUCAAGGUGCCCUAUGUUGUGGUGAAACAAUGGAAGAAGCCUUCUUCAAUGCCCGCAACACGAUUUUGGCGUCCGAAACUCAACUCAAACUUCUACCUGUCGGCAUUGACAAUCUUAUUUUGCUCAACGACGAGGCGAGGAAGAAAAUCUACGAUACCGCCCAUAGGGCUCCCGAAAGUACUCCCAGACCCGAUCAACCUUCAGUGUUAGAGGGCAAAGUGGAAAGAAAGUGGCGCGUCGGCGGAGUGGAGUUUGAGGCUCUAAUGCGUAUGAUGGACAAUGCUGGAUUCCGUACUGGUUAUAUUUAUAGACAUCCGCUGGUCAAAGGGGAACCGCCAAAACCUAGGAACGAUGUUGAAGUGCCUCCGGCUGUUUCUUCUCUCGGAUAUCUGUUGGAGGAAGAGGAGUUGUAUAGACAAGGCCUGUGGAGAAAACUGGAAGGCGGCAGAAAAGGAAACGACCGUAGCCGUUGGUUGAAUUCACCCAAUGUCUAUCAAAAAGUAGAAGUUUUGGAAACGGGCACUCCGGAUCCCAAAAAAAUCACUAAGUGGGUCGCUGAAGCUUCUCCCAGUCAUUCCAGUACACCGAUGAAAAUCGAUGCCGCUUUGCAAUUCGUACCUCAGGGGACCAAUCCAAAGGAAUUCAAACAAAGACAGCAACAGAUUAAAGACUAUAGAAGAGCUGACAAAAUAUCUGCCGGCCCUCAGUCGCACAUCUUGGAAGGCGUUACAUGGGAAGAAGCCCGUAAAAUGCAAGAUGCUGUUGUUACACAAACAGGUGACCAGGUAGUUUUAAUGGGCGCAGCUUCCAAAGGUAUCAUUCAGAGAGGCCAUCAGCACAACGCUACGGUGUACAAGAGCCCUUACGCCAAAAACCCAUUCGAUUGCGUUACAGAUGAAGAACUGGAGGAUUAUAAAAAAGUUGUAGAAAAGAAAACGAAAGGAGAAUACGAUACGGACUAUAGCGAAUCAGAAGGUUUGUCUUCUGCUCAAAUUAACAAACAAUUAGAUAAUCUUCAUCUCAGAUCCCCUACUUCAAUGACUAGUGAAACAGAAGAGGAAAGUAGAGAUGAGCCUCGAAUUUUGAGGAUAGAAACAACAACCGCUCCAAAACCGAGUCAACCAGAGGUUGUUUUGAGUGAUGCUGAGCAUCCAGUAGAACAGUUCCUAAGGACUGAAAGGAGGCCAGUCAACAAUUACAGGAGUUCAGAAACACUAACAAACAAUUUCUAUCGCACGAAUAGUCACGCUGGCUUGCCAAAGGGUUCAUACCUUUCACCUAAUCCUCUGCAUUUUCAUAUAAGUCGCUUGACAACGACAGAAGAGGUUCAAAUUAAACGUCCUCUUAUAAUAACGAAUAAAGUAUUCCGUGAACGUUUGGCUCAUGCUAACAAAAUAACUUCUCAUAUUCUUAAGGAUAAUGUUAACAUUUUACUGAGAUUUAAUAACUCUCAUUCAGCUGCUAUGGAUAUGCCUCUAAGCACUUUAAGAGGAUUUAUUUUACCAUUUGCUAAAGCUCUAAAUGAAAUGCCCGUUGUUCAUAAUAUUUCUAGUCAAACUUCUUAUAAUAUAAAUGAAAAUGUCAAUUACUCGCCAUUAUAUCGCAAUGCCCAUUCAAAUACGCUUCAUGUUGACAGUAGUGACAAAAUUGAACAAAAUGUUUUGAAAAAUUUACAUGACAGCAUAAUGGCUGAAACAUUAUGCAGUGAGGAAGACGUGAAUGAAAUGUACGAGUUUGAUGAUAAUGAUCGAGCUGAUAUUUGUGAAGGUUUAGCAGAAAUUCCAAUCGAUAUAGCUGAGAACUUUAAUUUUAAUGAUGCUGCUAAUGGAAAAACUCUCGAUUUAUGUGUUGAAAAUUUUUUGAAAAUAAUCAAUGAGUUUUGCAUCAGCUUAGAUUCUAGUAGCUCGAGUGAAAGUGUAACAGAAGAUUUGAAAGACAAUGAUGAGAUAUAUGAUGAAAUUCCAGCUGUUGAAGAUGGUUCUAGUGACAAUGUCAUUGGCAAAUUAGAUGAAAAUGCUGAUAAUAUGCAAGGAAAAUCAAAUGUUAUGCAUCCAGAAGAAAAUCCUUAUUUCGAAAUAUCAAAUAAUCAAGAAAUUAUUCUAGCAGGAGGCACAUCUGCUGAAGUUUCUUCCAGUAUUCUUCAUCAUUAUGGGGCUAGUUCAAAUAAACAUUUGACUAAUGAAGAAAAUGAGGGACUUGGUGGAGAAGACAAGGGAAAUAAUCCACCAAAGGAAAAAGCCAAUACCUUUGAGCAAAAUAAAGAAUUGCCUUUAAAAGGCGUCCCAAACAAAAUCUUUGAAUCAUCUGCAGAAAUCUACCAAGAAGAUUUACUGGAUGAGGAAAAUAAUCCACCAAAGGAAAUAACCAAUACCUUUGAACAAAAUAAAGUAUUGCUUCUAGAGGUCGUGCCAAACAACAUUUUUGAAUCAUCUGCAGAAAUCUACAAAGAAGAUUUACUGGAUGAAGAAAAUAAUUCACCAAAGGAAAAAGCUGAUACCUUCGAACAAAAUAAAGUAUUGCCUUUAGAGGUCGUUCCAGACAAAAUUUAUGAAUCAUCUGCAGAAUUCCACCAAGAAGAUUUACUGGAUGAGGAAAAUAAUCCACCCAAAAAAAAAGUCGAUGCCUUUGAACAAAAUAAAGAAUUUCCUUUAAGAGGCAUCCCAGACAAAAUCUAUGAAUCAUCUGCAGAAAUGUGCCUAGAAGCUUUACCGGAUGCUGAAGUUAGUGAAUUAGCUGAUUGGUUCAAAAAUAAUUCACACCUGACAAUGCUUACACAUGAAGGGGAAGAAAGAUGCCAUGAAUAUGAUUAUUUGCAAAGUGAAAUUGUUCUAAAUAUUAAUUUAUCGUCAAUACCUGAAGAAGUGGAAGAACUUGAUGUAACAGAGAAACAACUGGUUGCAGAAGUGGAUUUUAAUGAUAACAAAAGUAAUGAAAAGUCUGUACAAAUUGGGAUUAAAAAAGAUGAUUUUAGUAAGAAAACUUCAGAAGAAUUAGCUGCUGGUUUGGAUUCUGAAAAUGAUUCCGAUGACUCUAUCAGUUCUGUAAGAACGUACACUAUAGCAGAAGCUCAAGAAGCUGAGGUAAAACAUUCAGACUCGAGUCCGGAGCUAAAACCCAUAGUAAUGUCUUCAACUGAACUUGACUCUAAUGUGCCUCAUCCAAAAAUUUCGGAAAAUUUACCUUUUUUCAAAGAAAAUAAAGAACUUGGUAGAAAUUAUGAGCCAGAUGAUUCACCCCCAAAACCAAAUCAUGCUUUAUCCAAAGCCGAGGAAAAUAAGGAAUUUUCAACUGAAUUAGUUACUGGGUUAAAUACUAAUGAGCCAGAUCAUUCACCACCAAAACCAGAUCAUGCUUUAUCCAAAGAUGAUUUAAGUACGGAAAUUCCAGAUGAAUUAGCUGCUGGUUUAGAUAUUGGAAAUGUUUCCGAUGACACUAUUAGUUCUGCAAGAACGUACACUAUAGCAGGAGUUCAACAGGCUGAGGAAAAACAUUUAAAAUCGAGUUCAGAGCUAAAACCCUUAGGAAUAUCUUCAACUGCACUUGACCCUAAUGUGCCUCAUCCAAAUAUUUCUGAAAAUUUACCUUUUAUGAAAGAAAAUAAAGAACUUGGUAGAAAUUAUAAGCCAGAUGAUUCACCACCAAAACCAGAUCGUGCUUUAUACAAAGCCAAUGAUAAUAACGAAUUUUCAACUCAAUUAGUUACUGAUUUAAAUGCUAAUGAGCCAGAUCAUUCACCACCAAAACCAGACCAUGUUUUAUGCAAAGAUGAUUUCAGUAAGGAAAUUCCAGAUGAAUUAGCUGCUGGUUUAGAUUUUAGAAAUGUUUCCGAUGACUCUAUCAGUUCCGCAAGAACGUACACUAUAGCAGCAGCUCAACAAACUGAGGAAAAACAUUUAAAAUCGAGUCCAGAGCUAAAACCCUUAGGAAUGUCUUCAACUGAACUUGACCCUAAUGUGCCUUAUGCAAAAUUUUCUGAAAAUUUACCUUUUAUCAAACUUGGUAGACAUUAUCAGCCAGAUGAUUCACCACCAAAACCAGAUCAUGCUUUAUCCAAAGACAAUGGGAACAAGGAAUUUCCAACUAAAUUAGCUGCUGAUUUAAAUGCUAAUGAGCUAGAUCAUUCAUCACCAAAAUCAGAUCAUGCUUCAUCCAAAGACAAUGAGAAUAAGGAAUAUUUAACUGAAUUAGCUACUGAUUUAAAUACAAAAGUCUUGUUUAACGAGACUAGUACGACAUCUAAAAACAAAAAAUCAGAUGAAAACGAAAAAGAAACUUCACCAGCAAAAAGUCCACCUAAUCAAAAACAAAUUUCCUCAACCAUAUUUGUUGAGCAUUUGAUGACUGAAGAACUUGGUGAAGAAAAUCUUGAUAAUAAUUCACCAAAUGAAAUGGUGAUGCAACAUAAAGAACACGAUUCAUUAAUAAUUCCUGGGAAAGACAAAGAAAAUGAUUUACAAUCUCAUCUAGUAAUUGACAACUAUAAAGAAGACAUUAUAAUGCCUGAAGAAACAAAACACUCUACAACCCCUACUACUUGCAAAAAUAUUGAUAAUCGAGCUGCACAUACUAUAAAAGAAGUCCGACGUGUUUUGACGUAUCUUUCAGAAAGUGUCGAUAAAGGAAUUGCAGAUGCAUCUAUUAGCAGUGCAGCACCUCAGAUUGAUGAUCGUGUUAAGCAAUUAGGCACAAUUAUAAGAGAUUAUGUCGUUGAAGAGGGUUUUGAAAUAGAAGAAAUGGUCGUGUUUCCUGAAUUACCCGACGACAGUCAUUUAUCAAAAUUGAUCUUGCAACUCUUGAAAACUUUUACUGCGUCAUUCCCCGAUUGGCUGUCUCCGGACCAGAGGAGCGAUUUGAGACUUGCAAUAAGCAAUUACGUAAUAGAUUUGCUUAAUGUUGAUCCGAGAUUUGACGAUAGCGGUUCCAGUGACAACACUUUAAAUAUUUCUGAUAAGGUGUUCACAAUUUCCGAAUACGUUUCUGAGAUUUUAAAUGUAUUUUUUGGAGAGAUUUAUUCUGAUCAUGGCUUUUUUAUGUUUUCGAAACAAGUUUCUGAGGACAUGAUUGCCCAAUCUACCCCGAGUGCUAAAAGGUCAAUUAACCAAGUUGAAAGUGAUUAUGUACAUAAUUGUAUAACUACGUUUAAAAAAAAAUCAACAAAGGCAUCGGAAUCUCUAUGGAUAAGUAUAACUUCCGAUAAACCGUCUCCCAUUGCAAAACCACAAACAAAAACUAUUGUUAAUGUUGACGAAAUUCCUUUACGCCCUCCACCAGAUUUAGACCCUAAUCCGUCUACAUCAAAUGUUCGUGUUAAUCUUUUCAACAGUGAUUUGUCUGAAAGUUUCACUAUUGGCAAUAACAGUGAUGAAGAUGGCAAUACAAUUGCAGGUUAUGAGAUUCUUAGUGUUAUAAACCUUUCUGACUGUGACAGGAAAAAAAAAGAUGACAAAAAAGAGCAAUCGGAACCGCCUUCAUCAACUACGAGAGAUAAUGUUCGUGUUAAUCUGUUUAACAGUGAUUUGUCUGGAUGUUUGACUAUUGGCAGUGAAACUGGCAAUUCAAUUGCAGAUUAUGAGAUUCUUGGUGUUAUAAGCAUUAGUGAUUCUGAGAGUGAAAAAGAGGAUGAAAAAAAGGAGGAAUUGGAACCGCCUUCAUCAAUCAUGAAGGAUGAUGUUCGUGUUAAUCUGUUCAACAGUAAUUUGUCCAAAGAAUGUUUCCCUAUUGGCAGUAACAAGGAUGAAACUGGCAAUAAAAUUGCAGAUUAUGAGAUCCUUGGCAGUAGUGAUUCUGAGAGUGAAAAAACGGAGGAAUUGGAACAACCUUCAUCAACCAUGAAGGAGAAUGUUUGUGUUAAUCUGUUCAACAGUAAUUUGCCCGAAUGUUUCCCUAUUGGCAGUAACAAGGUUGAAACUGGCAAUACAAUUGCAGAUUAUGAGAUCCUUGGCAGUAUUGACUUUGAAGAUGACAAAAAGGAGCAAUUGAAACCGUCUAACAUUAAUAUUGUUGCUAGCACCGAGAUACAUUUUUGUCGUACCAAAUCUUUCAACACUGAAAAAGUUGUUUUUGCUACUGAUGUUGUUUUCACAAGGCAGGACAAUAAGGAAAACCUUACACCUGAAGAUGAUGGAGGCGAUUGGUUGUUAGAAGCCAAAUUUUGACAAUACAUUCGUAUUUGUUAUUAUAUAUUCUUAUUUUAUUGUUUCAUUUAUCCUAUAACGCUAUUAAAAUAAAUAAUAUUACACGCAACAAAGAAAAAACUAAUUUUUAGUUUCGUUUAUUAACCAGAGCAGUUGAAUGAGUUUUGAUUUUUCUUAGUUUUAAAUAUUUAAUUAUUUUGUGCUUGUGUGUUCUGUAUUUAAUAAAAUUUAUUAUUGGUAAUGAUUGCCUUAUGUUUUCGCUUGUUAUUUUGUACGGAUAAGAAAGGAGCGUAACAAAAAAGCCUGGUUGGUGCUGGACAACCGUAACAGGUAACCAAAACUAAUGAUUAAAUAAUUUUUUUGUUUGGGAUACUAAUCGAUACAUUUAAAACGUAAAAUUUACUAAAUUUUUUCUUUAGGUGAAAAUACAGUCAACGGAGACCAAUCGGAUGCUCACAUGAGUACUUUGUCACAGAGUAGUAAAGAGGACCGCUCCAUAUCCGAAGGAUCGCCCAAAAAAGACAAAAAAAAGAAGAAAGGUUUGAGAACUCCGUCAUUCCUAAAGAAGAAGAAGGAAAAAAAAUCACGCGAAGCAUAAUAAGGCACUGCCGAAGACAUAAUAAAUAAAUAAUUAACCGCCUCCUCCAUCGAGACUGCCAGCGACAUAUUUUGUUUCUUUUUAUUAUUAUUAAUUAAUGUACUAGGUAGCGCAGCAGCUAGAAUCUAUGGCGUGUCACAACGGUCUACUAAUAAAAAAAUUGAUAAAUAUUUAAUAAAAAACAUAAUUAUAUUAUAUUGAUUAUUAUAUUUUUAGCUUUAAAUUAUAAUAUUAUGUACAGGAAACAAGAUUUUUUUUAAAAGCAGGAAAACAAGAUAAUGUAUUAAAGUGAUGUUAUAUUAAUUAAUUAUGAGACUUAGUCUUGAAAAACAUAAUAAACAAUUUGAAGCAUAUUAGGGAGGGUGCUGGAACUAGAACUUUUAAUGAGAAGAAAUUCAAUUCUUCAAUUUAACAUUCCCUUACUUUUAUUAUUAACAACGCAGCUAAGCAAUCCUGACAUUUUCUUAAUAGUUCUAGUUCCAAAAGGCAAAAGCUUGCUAAACUGCGUUGAUUAUGACAUUUUUAGGAUUAAUUUUAUAAGGGCUGCUGCGAAAAUUAUUGCUAUAAUAAUGGAUACAUAAUAAUAUUUUAACGUUAUUUAGGAUAUUUUCUAUUUUUCUAUUAGAUUUUAGUUGUUAAACGCAGUACUAAUUAGGGCUUAGCUUCAAGUUCAAAGGCAGUUUAGGAGAACAAAGUAGAGGGCAUCACCCCUUGUUUAAGUAAUUUAAGUUGUUUAUUUUGUGCAAUAUUUAUUUUGAUUUUUUUUUAAUGAUUGUGCGUUUCUAUUUUUGAUAAUGUUUAAUAUUGAGUGAAGACCAAACUGACAAAUUUAUUAUUAUCGAGAGUUUAUUUUCUAUAAUAGUGUUUUUAUUAUUUAUGUAAAAAAAUAUAGCUUACAACUGUCUUAUUUUGCUGUUAUGUCUUUAUUAAAACGAAAGGAGUGUAUGAGAAAAAAAAAACCAGACACCACGAUUUUGCCAUAGUAACUAUUGAUUAUUGUCAUACACACUUUUUUCUUACAAAAUGCAUCAGGUGAGGGAUCUAACACUAAAACUUUAUAUUAUUUUUGUUUUUUAUUUUAGGUUUUUUUGACUAUAGUUAAUGUUUUGCACAAAAAAAAAAAGAUACUCCUGUUAUAUUAUACAUAUUUUUGUUUUCUUAAUAUUUAAGAAAUAAACAGCUUUUUCUUGGUA
Ceutorhynchus assimilis (cabbage seed weevil) is the source of this 9119-nucleotide messenger RNA. NCBI's taxonomy places the organism in Eukaryota, Metazoa, Arthropoda, Insecta, Coleoptera, Curculionidae. The record is from the annotation of a GenBank genome assembly.